AAAAUGUUAAAUGCUGACUACAUUUAAGCUUUGUCUUUACAAUUUUCCAUUAAUGCAGAAUAAUUUAUACUGUACGAUUAACAUAGGGAUCCAAUUUAGAAACAAUUCAUUUGUUAAUAUUGGUUACGAGGUACUUGCUGUUUCACUCCAGGUAUUGGUUUAUGAAAUAUUUAGACUUUUGUCAUUUUGCCCAUGGAAUCUAAUAUUUAGAAUAUAAAAUAGAUUCAAUAACAAAUUUAAAACCCUUACCUAGCUUAGAAGAUGUAAAAUUGAAAUAUAGAAUUGAUGGUUUCCCAAAAUAAUAUUUUGUGGUUGAGAAAUUUUAAUCACAUCCAAAAGUCAAGGAAGAAUUGAAAGAAUAUCAUGAAUAUAUUGGAAAAUAUUAUGAUCCCAAUAAAGUUUACACUUUAAGAGAAAUUAAGUUUGAAAGAUCAAUCAAACCAAUUAUACUUAAUACUAUGUAUUUGUUGGAAAUUUAAAGCUUUUAUGAAAAAAUCUUAGAGAUGCUACAAGUUAAAAUAAUUCCCAGAGCUGUGUUCAUUCAUGAAUUAAACAGAGUUGGGUACUCAUUUAUGGGUAAGAUUUGUAUAAUAUUGAACUCUAGGAAGUCACUUUGCAAGGCCUAAGACCCUAAUAUUCCAUUUAUAGAACAGCGGUUCUUGUUUUUCCAAGACUCUUAGAACAAAUAUAGUGAUAACUGGAUAUGAUGAAUCAAUUUUGAGAAAAUAAAAUUCUUUGAAAGUCCUUAAGCAAGGGGUGGCUAAAUAAAAUAUAGAAUAAAAUGAUAAUUAGGAUGACGUGAAUAAGGAAGAUAAUGAUGACUAAGAUGAAGAGGAGGAGGAUGAAAUGAUGGGAUUGGAUGAUCCAAUAGAAACUAAGGAGGGCGAAAAAGAGAUUAUUUUUCUCAUUAAGGUUGAUGAUAAGAAAGAGUUGAUAAAAUCUUUUGCUUUAAAAUUAUAGGAAAUCUUAACAGCAUAACCAGAAUUAGCUAAACUUACAGAUAUGGAUGAUUUCUAAUUGGCAAUAGAUGAAAGAAUUAAAGAAGAAAAUCAUAUAAAUUUUUAGAAGUAAUAGUAGAUUUUCCCAAAUUUGCAUCAGAUUUUGACAAUCAAGAAUUAAAUUUGGGAUGAAUUUGCUGAAGAACAUGGAUUUCAACACAUCAAAUUUACAAAUUCAAGAGAUUCAGGAAUACCAAUAAGUUCAAUAGUGAAAUAUUUCACUCCUGAACAAAAGUUGGAAUUAACUAAUUAUCUAUAGAAACCAAAAAUUAAAUACUUUCUAUGUUAAUAUUGGAUGAGAGGCAUUUGCAUUUUCCAAAAGAAGGAUUGCAGAUUUGCUCAUGGUUUAGAGGAUUUGGAAUUAAAUUUCGAUAUCGCAAGAGAUUUUGAACAUUUGAACUAAGAGUAAAAGCCAUUAAGAUACAAUUAGAAGCCAUUGAUUAAUCAUAGAACUUAUUAAAUUUUAUUCUUGUAACAAUAUAAAAUGAUUGAUUAUGGAGUGUUGGGAUAACAUCAAAAGAAAAAUAUCUUCUAAAUUGAUAAUUUGAAGGAAUAUAGAGAUAAAAUAAGGGAAUUCAUAUAAAGAGAAAUGAUAAUAAAUUUAUAUAAAAGGAUCUCAAAUGGUAAACCUUAAAACAAAGGUGAGAUAAUGAAAUAUUACAAUCUGGUUGGUUUUAUCUAGAGAGGAAUUGAUCUGUCAGAAUUGAAGAUAAUUAAGUUAUUAAUUAAUAAUGAUGCAGUAUUUGAGAAAGAAUCUAUAGUAAAAGUGCAUCAGAUUGAAUAGGAUGGUUUAAGUAAGAAAGAGAAAAAGAAGGUUACUUAAAAACAGAUUCUAUUAAUUCCUGUAUUGGAUUAUAAUGUCUAUAACAAAUUUUAUGAAUCAAUCAUUUUCUAAGCCUUAAUCAGUGUUUUGAAGAAUAAAGUGGAAUUGCCAGUUGAGGAGAGUGUAGUAAAGAAGGAAAUCUAUAAAUUGGAUUAAGUAUUAGAGAUGCCAGGACUAUAUCAAUUUUUCCUCAGACAUCCCAAGAAGAAAUAUACAUUGAUUGAUUACUUUUAAGAGAAUAUCUUAGGCUAAGUUAAGAAUAAAUUGAAAGAUCAAAUACACCCAGAAGUAUAUGAGUAAAUAUCUGAAGAUGGUUUUAAUUUGAUUUCAUUUGAGGCUGACAUUCCUCAAUUGAUGGCUAUAAUUCAAGCUAUUUAUGGAAAUGUCUUGAGUCAUAAUCAAAUUCCAAUCAAUUUUGAUAAAUUGAUCAAGUAGAUAGAAAUGAAAGCAAGUGAUAAUGAUAAAUACAAUUGUUUAGUAAAUUAUUUGCAUAAGGACAAAUUACAUAAAUUUUUCAGUAUAAAUGGAAGUCUUUAUGUAAUCAACUAGCAUGGAAAGAUAGUGGAUAAAAUUAAGAAAUGCAAAUGUGGGAAGCAAUAUCAAGCACCUGCAAAAAUAAAAUAAAUCAAUAAUAAUAUGCUCAUAUAAAAAAUAAUGGAAGUCUAAGAAUUUAUUGAUAAAGAUGUAAGAAACACUAUAAUUGUGGAUUCAGCAGAAAAAUUACUGUUGGUAUAAGAUUUCAUGUCUUUCGAUGUUAAUUACAUUGGUAUAGAUUUAGAAGGAUAAUUAAGGAAGGGAGAUAUUUGGCUAGUAUAGAUGGGUGUAAUGAUUGAGAAUUUGAGAAUCAUCUUCAUUUUUGAUUUAAUGAAAUCUAAGUAUUUGGAAGCCGAUUUAGUGUUUCACGAAUAGAUGAUCAGUGUGAUUAGAUUGAUUUUGGAAGAUGAGGGGAUUUGCAAAGUAUUUCAUGAUUGUAAAAGAGACAGUUAAGCUUUGCAUAUCAACCAUAUAUGUCCAAAGAACAUUGCAGAUACAAGUAGUACAUAUAUAUUUUUGGAAUCUCUUAAAUUGAAUGAUUAGGAAUAGAAAAAAGUGAAAAAGAAGUAAGAUAAUAGAUUAAUAUUAUAGUCCAAUACAAAUAUCUAAAGAAGUGUUAUAAGUGGCGACUCCACCAAUUAAUAGUGUAUUAACUAAAUAUGGAGCUUUGUAUGGAGGAAAUGAACUGAAAGAAGAAAUGCAUGCGAAAUUCAAUAAUUGCAAAGCAGACGAUUUCUUUGCUCGUCCAAAUCCAGCCUUCAUGUAUUACAGUGCUAGGGAUGUGGAAGAUCUUGUUUAAGUGUAUUUGCAGAUGGAAAUGCUCGCUUUGGAUUAUAGAUACAUCAUUGAGAAGAUGAGUAACAAAAAUAAAGAGUAUUUUCUUAAGGGUUAGGAUAAAAUUUAGGAUAAGUGA
Molecule: messenger RNA, 3268 nt
Organism: Paramecium octaurelia
Lineage: Eukaryota; Ciliophora; Oligohymenophorea; Peniculida; Parameciidae
Source: the annotation of a GenBank genome assembly